This is a messenger RNA of Gossypium raimondii (Peruvian cotton), 3632 nucleotides long. RefSeq lists its product as uncharacterized. Lineage: Eukaryota; Viridiplantae; Streptophyta; Magnoliopsida; Malvales; Malvaceae. Gene Ontology annotation, cellular component: intracellular membrane-bounded organelle. The record is from RefSeq and is a predicted model, not a curated record. The coding region runs from base 323 to 3511 and encodes 1062 amino acids. The transcript has 2 exons.
GACAAACAGACAGAAAUAGAAGUUGACCUCUUACGCUACAACCACUUUCCAAGUCUUUCAUUUUAAGCAUUCUCUUAGAUCCAAAGUUUCACCAACUGAAGUUCCCAGAAAUCUUUGCAACAGCUUGAACUGUCACUACCAAAAUUUCAGAUCAAUGCUUAUGUAGUGACUACAACUUCAGUUUUGGUUCGGACGCAGCAAAACUGCUGUAUUCUUCGUUUUGUUCUUUGAGAAAUUGGGUUUUGAUUUUUAAUGGUUUCUAGGAAGUGGGUAGCUGAGAAAUAUUGAGAAAAGAGAUUGAAUAUUGAAAAUUUUUAGAACCAUGAGGAGUGUAUAUGUGGCUGUUGUUGUUGUUUGUAUAAUGUGCGAGAUGUUUAUCUUAGGGUUGACAAAUUAUGUUCCAGAAGUGGAGUUUGAGUUUAAAAAAGAAUCUUCUAUGGAAGUGGAACACAAUUAUGAAAGAAUUGGUGAGGUAAAGAAACAUUGUAAAUCAGUUCUAUCAUCAGCUUCUGAAUUCAAAGCUGAAGAUAAUAGGAUAGCUGAUAUAAAAGAGGAGCUCAAUUUCGGGUAUGGGGAUUGGUGGCAGGAUGUUGGUGAUGCUCCUAUUAUGCCAUUUGAUGAUAGAGAUAUCCCUAAGAAUUUGUCACAGCCUCCCUCUAAUAUAUCUUCUUUCUGGAUCACAAAUGUCGAUCACAAACAUCGGACUAAGAAGUAUGUAAGUGUCAGUGGCAUUUUGAUGUUGGGCAUAACACUGGAUACUUCAUUUGCGGAGAGGCCAUACAAGGGUAGUCCUCGAUUUCAGAUAUGGCCUGCUCAUACUCAGCUUGCGAUUUCAUUCGAAGGGAUUUAUAUGGAAAACAAACGGAAUGGUGGAGAAAGAGUGAUGUGUUUGUUAGGGGAUGCAAUGUUGCCAUCUCGGGAGUCUGACUCGAGCAAUCCAUGGGAAUGGGUGAAGGACUCUGAUCAAAACAACAACCAGGUACCCCUUUUGCAAGAUGAUCAAAUAUUGCUUGUUCUUCGCUACCCCUUGACACAUACUUUGACAAAUAAGGUGAUACGAGGGGAGUUGAAAAGUUUAAAUCCAAAGUCAAAUGCUAAGUACUUUGAUCAGGUUCACAUUUUGGGACAGAUGCUCAAGUCGACAAAAUAUGAAUUUGGGUCUGAGAAGAUUGUAUCCAAGGCAUGUGAUCCUUAUCCAUAUCGAGAUAACUUGAUGAGUUCUGGCAUCAGUGUUUACAAAGGAGGUAGUUUCUGUGCAAUUCUUGAGAAAGUUACUAAUAGUGGACCUUUCACUGUUGUGCCAAACUGGAAAUGCGACGGCGCAGACGACUACUGUAGUAAGCUGGGUCCUUUUGUAUCAGAUCAAGAGAUUAAAGCCACAAAUGGGAGCUUCAAGGAUGUCAUGCUUUACAUGCAGGAUGUCAGGUGCAAGCCAACUAGUGGGCAUCGAAAUGAUAGUGUGGCAAGAGUUGCUGCAGUUUUUCGGGCCACUCCUGCAUCGGAGGAUCAGUAUAGAGUGCAAUGGAGGUCUGGGCUUAGCAACAUGACUCUAGCUGCUGAAGGAAUCUGGAAUUCUUCCAGCGGGCAGCUUUGCAUGGUUGGUUGUCUUGGCAUAGUAGAUGCAGAAGGGAGUAGCUGUAACUCUCGUAUAUGUUUGUAUGUUCCUCUGUCGUUCUCCUUAAAGCAGCGAAGCAUUAUUUUUGGGAGUAUUUCGAGUAUUGAUAGAAGUAAUAAGCAAUACUACCCUUUAUCAUUUGAAAGGUUAGUGAGGCCCUCAGAGCUGUGGAAUUAUUUCAGAGUGUCACAUCCUUAUUAUAGUUACUCAAAAAUCCAAUCAGCUGGUGCAAUCCUAGAAAAAAAUGAGCCCUUCAGUUUUGGAACUCUUGUCAAGAAAUCCUUGCUGCAAUUUCCUAAACUAGACGACACUGAUGACUUUUUGUCCAGCCUUUCUUUUCUUGCAGAAGAUCUGACCCUUCAAAUCUCUGCUGUUCCUGAUCCUUUUUCAAAUUCUCAUCCUCCGAGAGUUGAUAUUCAGAUGGAUAUUUUCUCAAUUGGUCCUUUGUUCGGGCGCUAUUGGUAUUCAAGAAAUGUGACAACUGCAGGAGAGACACCUUACCGCACUAAAGCUGAAUACACCGAAAAGCAGCUCCUUUUGAAUGUAUCAGCUCAACUAACCAUUAUUGGAAAAGAUUAUAGCAAUUUUUCUGUUCUUUUUCUGGAGGGUCUUUAUGAUCCGCAUUUUGGAAGGAUGUAUCUUGUUGGCUGCAGGGAUGUUCGAGCUUCAUGGAAGAUCUUAUCUCAGACCAUUGAUCUAGAAUCGGGGUUGGAUUGCUUGAUCGAAGUCAUAGUGUCUUACCCACCAACUACUGCACGGUGGUUGUUCAACCCAACUGCAAGAAUCUCCAUAUCUAGUCAGAGACCUGAAGAUGACCCACUAUAUUUUGGAAUGAUUAAGCUUCAGACUCUGCCAAUUAUGUACAGGAAGCAGAGGGAAGAUAUUCUCUCUCGGCGGGGUAUUGAGGGAAUCCUCUGUGUUUUGACUCUUUCAUUUGCAGUUGCUUGCAUUUCUAGUCAGCUGUUUUACCUCAAUCAGGAUGUUGAUUCCUCUCCUUUUAUUUCCCUUGUUAUGCUGGGUGUCCAAGCCCUUGGGUAUAGUCUUCCUCUUAUUACUGGUGCCGAAGCUCUCUUUAAAAGAGAGGCUUCUGAUUCUUAUGAAAUGCAAUCUUAUGACCUUGAGAAGAGUCAGUGGCUGAAUUUGAUUGAUUACACGGUGAAGCUUCUCGUGCUGGUGAUGUUCCUUUUGACUCUGAGGCUCUGCCAGAAGGUGUGGAAAUCUCGGAUCAGAUUACUUUCACGAUCCCCACUUGAAUCACAUCGUGUCCCAAGUGACAAGCGAGUACUUAUUGCAACCCUUACCAUACAUGGCAUUGGGUACAUAAUUGUUCUGAUCAUUCAUGCUGUUAAAACCAGACAGAUGCCGCUUCAAACCGAUAGGUUUAUAGAUUCAAGGGGCCGUUCCCGAACACUACGGGAAUGGCAAAUUGAACUAGAGGAGUAUAUUGGCCUGGUUCAAGAUUUCUUCUUGCUCCCCCAAGUCAUUGGUAACUUGAUGUGGCAAACCGAUUGUAAACCUCUGAGGAAACUCUAUUUCAUUGGGAUUACAGUGGUCAGACUUCUCCCUCAUUUAUACGACUAUAUAAGAGCUCCAGUUCCCAAUCCUUACUUUGCAGAGGAGUACGAGUUUGUAAAUCCGACAUUGGACUUCUUCUCAAAUUUUGGGGAUGUUGCCAUUCCCAUCACAGCAGUUUUGCUUGCUGCAGUCGCCUAUUGUCAGCAAAGGUGGAACUAUGAUCAGCUUAGCCAGAUUCUGACCUUCAGGCAAUGUAGGCUUCUUCCUGCAAGAUCAAGAGCUUAUGAGAGGUUGUCUUCCAAGCCUUUUGAAGCUGAGCUUGCCUCUGAUGUUAACCAGAGUACCUCAAAUAAGCUAGAGGAUGAGGAUGAUGAAGAAUAGUUAAAUUCCUUCUCAACAUUACUGACAGAAACAUGUGUGAAUGUGUUUGUUUUCUAAGUAUAACAUGUUGGCAUCUAUCCUGCAUAUUUUAAUCAAUAGAAAUCAAAAACAAAUUUCUGAA